This is a messenger RNA of Penicillium atrosanguineum, 3045 nucleotides long. Its product is annotated as putative nuclear serine protease HtrA2/Nma111. Bases 1 to 3045 code for a protein of 1014 amino acids. The record is from RefSeq and is a predicted model, not a curated record. Gene Ontology annotation, molecular function: serine-type endopeptidase activity; protein binding. The transcript has 5 exons. Gene Ontology annotation, biological process: proteolysis. NCBI's taxonomy places the organism in Eukaryota, Fungi, Ascomycota, Eurotiomycetes, Eurotiales, Aspergillaceae.
AUGGAUGCAAGCGGUGAUAUUGGCGCCAAGCGCAAGCGCAGUGCUGUCGCCAGUGCUGCGGAGCGGCCGGUCAAGCACCUAAAGCCCGAGGGCACGGCGCUAACCCCCGGAGACUCUACCCCGGCGAAUGGAACGGUAUACGACAUCGAGGAGGACGAUGAGACUGGUCGCAUGAUGGCUGUUGGCCCUGCGCAAGCAGACUCGCCCGAGUGGCAGGCCACCAUUGAGUCGGUGGUCAAGAGCGUCGUGUCUAUCCACUUCUGCCAGACCUGCUCCUUUGACACCGAGCUCUCCAUGAGCAGUCAGGCGACUGGUUUCGUCGUUGAUGCUGAGCGCGGAUACAUCUUGACAAAUCGGCAUGUAGUAGGCGCUGGUCCAUUCUGGGGAUACGUCAUCUUCGAUAACCACGAGGAGUGUGACGUCCGUCCAGUCUAUCGAGACCCCGUUCACGAUUUCGGCAUCCUUCAAUUUGAUCCCAAGGCGAUUCACUAUAUGACCCUCACGGAACUCAAGCUUCAGCCGGACGCAGCUCGGGUCGGCGCUGAGAUUCGCGUAGUCGGUAACGAUGCAGGCGAGAAGCUGAGCAUUCUGUCGGGUGUGAUCAGUAGAUUGGACCGGAAUGCACCAGAGUAUGGCGAGGGAUACAGUGACUUCAACACAAACUACAUCCAGGCGGCGGCUGCUGCCAGUGGUGGUAGUUCCGGAAGUCCUGUCGUCAACAUCGACGGCAACGCGGUCGCUUUGCAAGCUGGUGGACGAGCUGAUGGUGCUGCAACCGACUAUUUCUUACCGCUAGACCGCCCCCUUCGUGCCUUAGAAUGUAUCCGUCAGAGCAAGCCCGUCACUCGAGGCACCAUUCAGACCCAGUGGAUUCUCAAGCCUUUCGAUGAGUGCCGUCGUCUAGGCUUGACUCCUGAGUGGGAGGCAGCUGUGCGUAAAGCAGCACCCACCGAGACCAACAUGCUUGCAGCUGAAAUCAUCCUGCCUGAGGGACCUGCAGACGGCAAGAUUCUUGAGGGCGAUGUGUUGCUGCAAGUGAAUGGAGAGCUUUUGACUCAAUUUGUUCGUCUUGACGAUAUUUUGGACUCCAGUGUGGGCAAGACGGUAAAUUUGCUGGUGCAAAGAGGGGGAGAAAACGUUGAGGUGGAAUGUGAUGUUGGCGACCUUCAUGCCAUCUCCCCUGAUCGAUUUGUUACUGUGGCCGGAGGUACCUUCCAUGACCUUUCAUACCAACAAUCUCGCCUCUAUGCCAUCGCCACCCGCGGUGUGUACGUAUGUGAAGCGGCUGGUUCCUUCAAACUAGAGAACACGCUAUCGGGGUGGAUCAUUGAUUCGGUUGACAAGCGGCCAACUCGAAACUUGAAUGAGUUCGUCGAGGUUAUGAAGACCAUUCCGGACCGCGCACGAGUUGUCAUUUCAUAUCGUCAUAUUAGAGACCUUCACACCAAGGGGACUAGCAUCAUCUACGUCGACCGUCACUGGCAUCCGAAGAUGCGUUUGGCUGUUCGUAAUGAUACCUCUGGUAUCUGGGACUUCUCAGAUCUCGCGGACCCGAUUCCGGCUGAGCCACCUGUUCCCCGCAAGGCGGACUUCAUCCAGUUGGACGGUGUGAGCCAGCCUGCUGCUGCAGAGAUUGUCCGCAGCUUCGUGCGGGUCUCUUGUACCAUGCCUUUGAAGCUCGAUGGAUAUCCUCAGGCCAAGAAGACCGGUUUCGGCCUGGUCAUUGAUGCCGAGAAGGGUCUGGUCGUGGUGUCGCGAGCGAUUGUCCCCUAUGAUCUCUGCGACAUCAACAUCACAGUCGCCGAUUCGGUCAUCGUCACUGCCAGCGUUGUCUUCCUGCACCCGCUUCAGAAUUAUACAAUUAUCCAAUAUGAUCCCAAGCUAGUUGAUGCGCCUGUUCAGAGCGCCCGACUCAGUACCGACUAUAUCAAGCAGGGACAAGACACCAUAUUUGUCGGCUUCAACCAGAACUUCCGCAUCGUUGUGGCUAAGACAGCCGUCACCGAUAUUACCACUGUCUCCAUCCCCGCCAACGCUUCCGCCCCCGCUACCUGCACCAACGGUGUUCUGAUUGGGGAGGAUGGGGUGGUGCAGGCAUUGUGGCUUAACUACCUCGGCGAACGCACACCCAGCUCUCACAAGGAUGUCGAGUACCACCUUGGUUUCGCCACGCCGUCGUUGCUUCCGGUCACUUCCAAAAUUCAACAGGGUCUCACUCCGAAGCUGCGCAUUUUGAACAUGGAAAGCUAUGUCGUGCAAAUGAGCCAGGCACGCAUUAUGGGCGUCUCUGAAGAGUGGAUCCAGAAGGUCGCGCAGGCUAACCCCUCUCGACACCAACUUUUCAUGGUGCGCAAGGUUGACUGCACGCCGGUGAUUUUUACUGCCACUGAGGGUAUCGAUAGCUUCCAAGAAGCCGACAUUAUCCUGACUUUGGAUGAGCAGCUCAUCACCCGCGUCUCGGAGCUGGACAUGAUGUAUGAGAAGGAUUUCCUGGAUGCCUUGAUCGUUCGAAACGGUCAGGAGAUGCGCAUCCGAGUUCCCACUGUUCCCACUGAAGACCUUGAGACUGACCGUGCUGUCGUCUUCUGCGGUGCUGUCCUGCAGAAGCCCCAUCACGCUGUUCGGCAACAAAUUUCCAAGCUCCACAGUGAGAUUUACGUGAGCGCUAGAAGCCGCGGCUCUCCUGCGUACCACUAUGGUCUCGCCCCGACUAACUUCAUCACUGCUGUAAACGGUGUCCCGACACCCAAUCUCGAUAGCUUUGUCAAGCAAGUUGCUCAGAUUCCGGACAACACAUACUUCCGUCUUCGUGCCGUUACCUUCGACAAUGUUCCGUGGGUAGUGACUAUGAAGAAGAACGAUCACUACUUCCCCAUGUCCGAGUAUCUCAAAGAUCCCUCUGUCUCCGCGGGUUGGCGCACCAUCCCCCACGACAAGUCAGCCGACAAGCUCGGCAUCUCUUCCGACGCUGCGAAUCUGAACCCUGACGCCAUGGACGAGGGCGGGGAUGGUUGUGCUAGCGACAUGGAGCCCGACAUGGAGUAG